Pteronotus mesoamericanus is the source of this 1367-nucleotide messenger RNA. RefSeq names its product voltage-dependent calcium channel beta subunit-associated regulatory protein-like. Gene Ontology annotation, biological process: negative regulation of calcium ion-dependent exocytosis; negative regulation of voltage-gated calcium channel activity. Gene Ontology annotation, molecular function: transmembrane transporter binding. Lineage: Eukaryota; Metazoa; Chordata; Mammalia; Chiroptera; Mormoopidae. The record is from RefSeq and is a predicted model, not a curated record. Gene Ontology annotation, cellular component: secretory granule; plasma membrane.
ACCUCAAAAUGCAGCCCACUGCUACCAUGGCCACAGCUGCCACCACCUCCACCACAGCCACCCUGACCAUGACGUGGGAAAACACCACAAGCCACCCCACUGCAGAGCCCGACCCCAUCUUGGACAACUACAUGAUGCUAGUGGUGGUAAUGUCACUCUUCGUUGGGGGGACCCUCGUGGUGCUGUCUGGUGUGUUGCUCCUGUGCAGGCGCUGCUGGGAAGUCCAUCGGAACUUCAACAGAGCUACAGAGGAGUUAGAGAAGACCACCACUACCUACUUGGACAAUGGCACCCACCCUGUCCAAGACCCCGAAUUGAGGGGGGAGGACCUCGAGGGCCAGGAUGCAGAGACCGAGCGCUUCCUGUCCACCAGCUCCACCGGCCGCCGUGUGUCCUUCAAUGAGGCAGCCCUGUUUGAGCAGAGCCGGAAGACACAAGACAAGGGCCGAAGGUAUACCCUGACAGAGGGGGAUUUCCAUCACCUGAAGAAUGCCCGUCUCACCCACCUGCACCUGCCGCCCCUUAAGAUUGUCACCAUCCACGAGUGUGACUCCAGUGAGGCUAGUGCAACUGCCAUGCCUCACCCCACAGCCCCUCCCAAGGCCAGCCUUGCCAUAUUCCAGCCCCCGGGGAAGGCCCUCACUGGCCGCUCCGUGGGCCCCAGCUCCGCCCUGCCAGGUGACCCCUACAACCCUGCCACGGGCCCUGCUGACUUCGAGAUCAGCCCCUCCGCAUCCAGCGACUCUGGGGAAGGCAUCUCGCUGGAUGUGGGUGCCAGGAACACCAAGGCUGGUGGGCCUGGGGCUUCUGUGGGGCCCCAGGAGGCAGGCCCAGGCUCUGGGGCAGGCCCCGUCCUGCAGUUCUUCACCCGCCUGAGGCGCCAUGCCAGCUUGGAUGGGGCCAGCCCCUACUUCAAGGUCAAGAAAUGGAAGCUGGAGCCCAGCCAGCGGGCAUCAAGCCUGGACACAAGAGGCUCCCCCAAGCGGCACCACUUCCAGCGGCAGCGAGCAGCCAGCGAGAGCAUGGAGCAGGAGGAGGGGGACACACCCCACAUGGACUUCAUUCAGUACAUUGCCAGCACAGGCGCUGCCUUGACCUUCCCGCCCCCCUGCCCCUUUCUGGCCAGCCCCACCAGCCCGUCCCCCGCUCUCGGCAGGUAUUUUUCAGUAGAUAAAAGUGCUAGGGGUGGGCCUGUGGGCCCCUUCCCUACCCCAUCACCCUAGCCGAGGGAGUGCUUUCCCGGUCCUGUCUGCAGGACAGAGAGGCAGUCAAAUUCCUCCAGCACCACUGCCCCUCCUGGAGUCUGCCUCACUGGGGCCACGUCUCCAGCAUGGACCGGAGGAGGGGAGCAGGGGGAGACUGGGUAA